AUGACGAGAAAGAAGGUAACCCUUGCCUACAUUACGAAUGAUUCAGAGAGAAAAGCUUCAUACAAGAAGCGAAAGAAAGGUCUGAUAAAGAAGGUGAGCGAGCUGAGCAGCCUCUGUGGUGUGCAAGCCUACGUCAUCAUCUACAGCCCUUACGAAACCGUGCCGGUGGUAUGGCCGUCACCUCUUGAUGCGCAGUCCAUCCUUGCCCGUUUCCGCAAGCUCUCCAUCAUGGACCAGAGCCGGAAGAUGGUCAACCAGGAGAGCUUCACUCGCCAGCGGAUCAAGAAGGUGACGGAGCCGCUCCGCCGCCUCCAGAAGGACAACACCUGCCGCGAGCUUGAGGCCUUUAUGUUCCGCUGCAUCCUCGGCCAAGCCUCCCUGGACGACCUCCAAAUCCAUGACGCAACGGAGAUGAGCUUUGUUAUCAGCCAGACGCUUCGUGAUAUCAAAGCCAGGAUGGACGCCAUGGUGGCUGAGCACCAGCGCAAUCAGACUGCGCCGCCGAUGCUGCCUCCACUCCUGCCUCCGCCGCCACCUAUGCUGGCGUUGCCUCCUCCUCCCCCAGCGGUGGAAGAGGCUCCACCGCGGAUGGAGGAUGAUGGGAUGGAGAGCUUCCCGUGGAAUCUGGUCCAGAGCCCGGGAGGAGGAGGCGAGAUGGACAGGACCGGCCUCGGGUGGGAUCCCGGGAUGGUGCUACCGUAUCCAUACAUUUUCGACCAGUCUAACUCUUCUCAAUCUGGCCAGAAUCCAAAUCCUAACCCUAGCCCAAACCCUAAUCCUAAUCCUAACUCUUUCAACCAGUGA
Salvia splendens (bonfire salvia) is the source of this 804-nucleotide messenger RNA. RefSeq names its product agamous-like MADS-box protein AGL80. Lineage: Eukaryota; Viridiplantae; Streptophyta; Magnoliopsida; Lamiales; Lamiaceae. The transcript has a single exon. Gene Ontology annotation, molecular function: RNA polymerase II cis-regulatory region sequence-specific DNA binding; protein dimerization activity; DNA-binding transcription factor activity, RNA polymerase II-specific. The coding region runs from base 1 to 804 and encodes 267 amino acids. Gene Ontology annotation, biological process: positive regulation of transcription by RNA polymerase II. The record is from RefSeq and is a predicted model, not a curated record.